AAGUGUCAAAAGUCAUUAUAAAAAUCAUGCAGGGUUUUAGAAAAACAUUUUAAUAACUUUUAAGUUUAAUAAUCCUAAAUAAUUUUGUAUAGUAAGUUUUUUUUUAUAAAGUGAUAAUACAAAUAAGUGAAAGGUCAACUUACUUGUUUAGUCUGGAGGUCCAUAAAGCGCAUCCUGGCCUAAUUUCUCGAGCUAAAACGGACUUGAUAAGACCGCAUGAUGUCAAAUUCUCUUAUCACCUAUUCAUUAACGAAAGCAUGGAGAAUUGCUUUAAAUUCGUAUUUACCCCUUCGUCCUAUUUCAAGUAACAAAGGAUUAUACAGUGGAGACAUAACAAGAAAUAACCCGGCAUAUCAUAAUCCGGAAGCCUUAGAAACCCAACUUAAAACAGCGGAUUCAUCUGCUACUAUAUUAGGAGUAGUAAAAGAUAAUCACACCAAAAUGAACGAGAGACAUUGUAUGCAGGCCCUUCACACCCUAUUCGCUUUUCAGAAGGAAGGAAAAUCCAACAUGCCAACCGAUCAAAUUCUAAGUCAUCCUGGGUUCGAAAAAAUCUGUCGAAAUAUCAAAAAGUACUUUGGAGUUAUUCAACUAAACGAUGCAGUCGACUGUCUUAAAGUUCUGAAUUACAUGAAAGUACCCUCGACUAGCACCAUAGUUCAGAUAUUACUUCAAAUAAUUCGAAAAAAUAUAAAUUCCUUAAGCAUUCCUCAAAUUCUGUUCUUAGAUUAUUUGCUUCAGGAUUUCGAGAGCACUCCACUUUCUGAGGCUCUUAAGAUCGCUUUACCCCUCGUGUUUGAUCUUAAUGUUACCCUAAAGCUGAACGAGAGUAAACCAGAACAGCUUGCGGCUUGCUUAGAGUAUGCAGUUAAACAUCGUUUAUCUGAAAAUACUAUAAAUGUUUUGAUAAACAUGCUAAAUAAUUACAAUGGUGAAUUUGAUAGCUUUACAGCUAGGAAAAUAAUUAUCUCGAUCUGCCGGUUGCCGAGGAACAUGGCUUUUGAGAAUUUAAUUAAAAAAGCCGCAACAGAUUUAGUGGUAGAUAUUGAUAAUGUUCCUAUAGUGAAGAUAGAGGUUGUGUUAAAUAAAUUAGCGCACAGAUUCUCACAGAGUUACAAAUUUUACUAUCAGGAAGUAAUGUUUGACACUUGUGCAAACUAUGUUAUUGAUCAUAAUAUUGGCUACAAGAGAGCUCUGGCAUUAUUAAGAAAUAUGGCUAGAGUGAACCAUGUCCAUAAGCCGUUGCUGGAUUAUGUAUCGACGUAUAUCUACAAUAAUCCAGACACACCAAGAGUCCCAGUAGACAUAUACAGUAUGGUGGUUAGUCUAGUUUUAACCGAUUACAAGCCGCCGCACUGGGAACACCUGAAGCAAUGGAUCAAAAGUGCGAAAGACUUGGCGCAGGAGAAUAGUAUACAAAUAUUAUGGAUUCGGUUUGCUGCCGCACUCUGUGUGUUAGAUAUUUAUAAAAUUGAUGUUUUGACAAGGGUCUUAAACCGGGAGUACAUGACGCAUUUAAUCGAGAAAGCUUUCCGUUCAAAUUACGAAAAUUAUUUUGUAAUAUGGCAAUGUCUUACAACACACAAACCAGACUUGGUGGAACUGUUACCCUCGAAUUUAGAUCCAAAAGAUCUUGUUAAGAAAAUGCCCAUAUCCAGUGAUUUUCCACUUCAGGGCGCUCUUGAGGCGGGCUUAGGAGGCGAACAGUUCAUCAUGACGAAUAUGUUUUCGAAAUUAGGCGUUCACAUAGAUCACGCAAUAGUGUUUAAUCACAGCUCCCCAGUUUAUAUAGAAAAUAAAGUAGAAUACGUCGAAGAUAUAAAAUUAGAAAAUUCACAACAAUUACUACUAAUUGUGGGACUGACGGAUAUGGAUUACACAAUUAAUACCAAGGAGCUCAGAGCCAUAAUAUCAACUACACUAAAUAUAUUGGAAAAAACCUUAAAUUGUCAUGUUUUACCAAUUCACUUGGAAAAUUGGAAAGAAUUUGCGGAAUUUGAGAGGAUACCAUAUAUAGUUCAAAAAAUUAAGGAUAAGUUAGGCUUGGAUAGCGAUGUCCUUCAAAGAGUUUUAUAAAUCCGAAUAAUAAAGAAAUAAAUAAUA
This is a messenger RNA of Anthonomus grandis grandis, 2103 nucleotides long. RefSeq lists its product as uncharacterized. The record is from RefSeq and is a predicted model, not a curated record. NCBI's taxonomy places the organism in Eukaryota, Metazoa, Arthropoda, Insecta, Coleoptera, Curculionidae. The coding region runs from base 217 to 2076 and encodes 619 amino acids. The transcript has 8 exons.